UUCGUUUUGUUGCAUGAAUAAUGUUAUAUAUAAAGCAUUAUCUCUACAGCAGUGUUCAUUUUUAUAUAGAUGGUUCUCCCGGAAAUAUGGAAUUCUAGAAAUAGUUCUCUUGUGACAGAGUUUAUCCUGUCUGGUCUCGCCCCUGACCCACACCAACAACUAUCUCUCUUUUUACUCUGCUUGUCACUUUACCUGUUGACUCUUUUUGGGAACUUUAUGAUCAUUCUGUUAAUUAAAACAACCCCAGCACUGCAAACACCAAUGUACUUUUUCCUUAUGAAUUUAUCUUUUGUAGAUAUAUUUUACUCAUCUACUAUUACCCCCAAUGUUAUGGCCAAUAUCUUCUCUGUAAAGAAGACAAUCUCUAUCGCUGGAUGUGCCACCCAGAUGUUUUUCUUCAUUGACCUUGCAAGCUCUGAAGCCAUGCUCCUGGCUGUGAUGGCCUAUGAUCGAUAUGUAGCUAUAUGUAAACCAUUGCAUUACACAACAUUUAUGGACCAAGCAGCCUGUUUUCUGCUGAUCAUCUCCGUAUACACUGCAGGAUUUCUCAAUUCACUAACACAUACAUUGUGUGCAUUUACUUUACCGUUCUGCCAUUCUAAUGUUAUUAACCACUUCUUCUGCGAUGUCAAUCCUAUUCUCAAACUUUCAUGCAAAGAUACUUUUCUCAAUGAAUUGUUAUUAUUUCUCAUUGCCGGGUUCAUUGAAGUGGGUUCCUUCUUAUGUAUAAUGAUAUCAUAUAGUUAUAUUUUGUUUGCAGUAUGUAGAACUGGAUCUUCUAGAAGUAGGAUCAAGUCACUUUCUACCUGUGCUUCUCACUUUAGUUGUGUGGCUUUAUUCUACUGCCCAGUGUUCUACAUGUACUUACGUCCAACAUCUGCCUAUGUGAUGGACCAGGACUGGGUGUUAUCUGUGUUCUAUACAGUAAUUGUACCAAUGCUGAACCCCAUCAUCUACAGCAUGAGGAACCAAGAUGUAAAAAAGGCUUUGAAAAAAAUAAGUAUCAAUUCUGUCUUGAUGUAUAUAGGUAAUCUUACAAAAUAA
Molecule: messenger RNA, 1044 nt
Organism: Rana temporaria (common frog)
Lineage: Eukaryota; Metazoa; Chordata; Amphibia; Anura; Ranidae
Product: olfactory receptor 5AR1-like
Exons: 1
Coding region: 70-1044 (324 amino acids)
Biological process (GO): G protein-coupled receptor signaling pathway; sensory perception of smell
Cellular component (GO): membrane
Molecular function (GO): odorant binding; G protein-coupled receptor activity; olfactory receptor activity
Source: RefSeq, a predicted model, not a curated record